Molecule: messenger RNA, 1122 nt
Organism: Soboliphyme baturini
Lineage: Eukaryota; Metazoa; Nematoda; Enoplea; Dioctophymatida; Soboliphymatidae
Source: the annotation of a GenBank genome assembly
AUGCGUGCGAAUAUUCGAGCCCAGCUAAACGCAACCGCAACCGCAACCACAGCGUCUGAAAGGCAAUCCAUCGAGGUUGCUCAUCGAAGUAAUUUACUCGUAUUUGUCUACUACCGUUCCACGACAAACAUAGACAGCUGCGAAAGUGGACGGACGGUAAGCUGGCCACAGUGGGACUGUUCGGAUUUCACAUCCACCGCGAGAGACUCUUGCUGCCCCACGGCUUCAUGCAGCAACGCUAGCGAAAACAAAAAGGCAGCUUACGUCAUAAAUGAAUUGCUGUCCACCGAAGAGGCUUAUGUUGAAGAACUGAGUUCCGUCGCUGCACAUUAUGUCAACGUUUUCGACGAGAUCGACUGCUUGCAUAAUGCAAUACCGGAGAAGCUCAUUGGACAGCAGGAAGUGAUUUUUGGCAACCUGACGGACAUUUUGCAUUUUCACGAGCACAUUUUUCUGCCGGAGUUGCGACAGUGCGCGGGAAAUCCAUAUCUUAUUGCAAGAACCUUCCUAAGACACCGUGGUCAUUUUUACCUCUACAACAUCUACUGUCAAAAUAAGCCACAAAGCGCCUCGCUGAGAGAGAGAUAUAGCGGCUGUGACAGUUUUUUCAACGAAUGCCAGGAAAAGGCUGGACACAGGUUGCCUCUAGAAGCGUAUCUCCUGAAGCCGGUGCAAAGAAUAACAAAGUAUCAUCUGCUGCUUAGAAUUCGAUCGGCACUCAAGUCAAUGCUUGAAUUGCUGCAGCAGUUGAACGCCAGUCUUCAUCAAUGUCACAUAUCUGGCUACCCCGGUGACUUUUCCACUUUGGGUCAACUGCUGAUGCAGGGUAGGUUCAGCGUUUGGAUCGGCACGAAAAAGUCUGCCGACAAAGCGCUCAGAAUUCUUCAUCAGCGGCAUGUAUUUCUGUACCCGCAUAAUAUGUUGCUGUGCAAGCUCCGACGACAGUCGAUGCCGUUCACACGUGACUACUAUGAAUUUAAAGAAGAAAUUCCGGUACUUUUACACUUGGAAAUACCCACAAGCUGGACGUCGCAAAUCUCUUCACACAGUUCUUGCAACAGCAAAAGCAGUCGUCCUCUGAACGGAUUACGAUCUUCAAUUCCAGAUCUAAUAAUAAGGUAA